Messenger RNA from Mesorhabditis belari, 2160 nucleotides. Lineage: Eukaryota; Metazoa; Nematoda; Chromadorea; Rhabditida; Rhabditidae. The record is from the annotation of a GenBank genome assembly.
AUGCGCCCGGCUCGCCCGGCUGCCCUCCCCUGGGCCAGUCCGCCCCUCCUCCGGUUUAGGAGACGACCCGUCAUUUGUGCUCCAAUCAAGUAUCUAUUUGGUGUAUGUUUGACGGCACUGGUGAUAGCUCUUAUCAUUGUCUUUCUGCCCUUAAUACUCUUAGUACGAUUGGGGUAUUUUGUGGCAAAACGACGUCAACGCGAUCAUCGAGCCUGUUCAUUGAGACACUGUGAUUUACAUUGGCCAACAAUCGGCACUAGUCCAGGAAGAGCGAUCAUCACUCUUCACAAAGAAACUGAUGCAAAUGCUGUUGCUCAUAAGAUGUGCCGAGUACUUGGCAAUCGACCGACUGAAUGUUGUAUUUCAAAAGGACCACCGACUUCACCUGCUCGAGAUGCUGUUGUGUUAUGGGAUCAAAGCAGAACGAGAGUUCAAUGCGCUGAGGAGCUGAAAGCGGUUCUGAAUGAGCCGCACGGACUUCCACUAAAUGAUUGUUCUUGCGUUGUUGUGCCCGGAUUUCUUUCAGCUUCUGAGAGUUGCUCGGGACAAUCUGUUCUCGUCUUUUCACUCCAGCCACGAACACAUCCCUUUUGUUUACCUCGACUUUUAGCUCUUUACUCGGAAUCUCAACUAGUUUUUGAGGUAGAGCCAAGACUUCCAAAGCCUUUCAUCUCAACAACACAUCCGAGAUUGAAUGUUCCUCUUUUUAUUUGCCAUGGUUUUUAUCAAACAAUUCAGUUGGUAUGCCGCGGACCACUUUCAUUGGUCUCCCAUGCAUUCAAAAGAGAGCAUCCAGUCUGGAAGGCGAUGACCACCGACUCUAGAUCACUGAAAUCCGUCUCUAUAACUAAAAAUCGAAAACCUCCAUCAAUGGCAGCAACUGAAGACGAUUCGACUCUGAUGUCUUCAACAGCGCUCGAGGAAGUCGUUGUCUCUCCCAAAACAGAUCCAAAUCAUAAAAUCAGCAAUAUGUCAGUCUCUUCAUCAUCUCGUUGGGUGACAUGGACAAAAGUGGGUCAUGCUGAGCACCUAUUACGAGCCGAGCGUCUCCUCCGUGCGGCAACAGUCGAAUUGCUCACAGCACUCGUUACCGGCGCCCUCAGGCAACAUUUCAGAGAUCAAGGAAUCCGACAUCCACCAGAUGUUGGCGCCUCGUUGUGCGUAUCAUGCCGCGACUUUGUACCGGUAGAAGCAGCUCGAUUGUGUGAAGCAAUCUUGCUUCCGCUUCGUUUACCCACAUCAGUCGAAGGCGCUGUGCCCCGAGCGUGGGCUGUGCAAAGACGAAUGACAAAGGUGCUCGACGGGGUGCUUCCAAAUGCGCUCAAAAUUUCUCAAUUCCUAGGUUCUCUAUUGUUACCUUCGAAUCUAGCGGAGAAAUUCUCGAAUGCUUUGUAUGGCGAUAAUACGGUUCAGAUAUCGUUUUUACGAGCUGGAGGCGAGCUUUCGUUAGACGGAAUCCGUAUACAAUCGAUGCUCAUGUUUCCUGCGGUUAAAGAAUCGGUGCUAGCCUCAUUCUGUUUUGUACAAUGUGGUUCCGAGAUGAUGCUUUCGUUGUCUCUCGACAAAAACACCUUCCCGAAUCCCUCAACGAUAUUAGCAAAUUUUAGAAUUGAAGUGGAGCACUUGAUUGACCAACUUUCUACUCGUUUACUAACUUUGUCCCAAAGCUCAUUUACAGAAAGGAUUCCAUUCCUCAGAAUGGAUCCCGACGCUGAAGAGUAUUGUCGAGAUAGCGAAUCUUUUGCAAGAGCUCAUCCAAUGAUCGAAAAUCGCGUGGUUUCGAAAGCUACAAAAGUGUCUAUCGAAAAAGAAGAGAGUGACUAUACGCUCGAAGAAUUGCAGCAUUUGCUUACCACCGUGCAAGAUGAAUUGGAUACGAUGAAAGCAAAUCCUCAAGGAGAUCGUGCUGAAUAUAUUCGCAAGCUAACAGAGCUUGAAAAUCGAAUGCAGCGCUUUCAUGAGUGUACUAUGAAGAAGCUCGGUUCCGGAAUCACCGAUAUGGUGCACAAGGACGCUUCAUUAGCAAACAAUGCAGUCACCGAACUACUCGCUCCUUAUCGACAGGAGCCAGGAAUGACGGGCCGGAGAUUCUCGCGUGAAUACAUUUUGGUCGACAGUGGCAGCAGCAAUAGUUCUCGAAAAAACUCGAGGCAUUCAUUU